This is a messenger RNA of Schizosaccharomyces osmophilus, 2757 nucleotides long. It is a transcript of the gene vps3, whose product is annotated as CORVET complex WD repeat subunit Vps3. The transcript has 5 exons. Gene Ontology annotation, cellular component: cytoplasm; fungal-type vacuole membrane. NCBI's taxonomy places the organism in Eukaryota, Fungi, Ascomycota, Schizosaccharomycetes, Schizosaccharomycetales, Schizosaccharomycetaceae. The record is from RefSeq and is a predicted model, not a curated record. Bases 1 to 2757 code for a protein of 918 amino acids. Gene Ontology annotation, biological process: autophagy; endosomal vesicle fusion; vesicle-mediated transport.
AUGUCGGAUAUAUAUCUUAGUAGUUACGAGCUUGAUAGUGAGUUGAAAAAUCAAAUAUCUACUAUAGCUUUACACGCUAAUCACGCUUAUUUCGGUACAAAGCAAGGAACGAUUUUUGUUUACGAGUAUUCUGAGCUCAAGAUCAAGAACCCUUGCGUGUUUAUAAAAUCUGCAGCUUUAGCUUCAAAAUCGCCGGUCAAGCGAAUAUUUUGCAUUCCUUUUCUUGAUGCUAUCCUUGUUCAUCAAGAUGAUCGAGCAUUUCUUUGCCAUGCUACGAAUCUUGAAUUGAUCCACCCAUCCUCUUCUCUCGACCGCGUUGUUGAAAUUUGUUACGGGGGGCACUGCAUUGAAGAAAAGUCUACUUACCUUGUUAUUACAAACACUCACCUUCGACUUUUGUCAUUGCAAAAAGAUGGCACAUUAUUCCUUCGUAACGAACUGAAAUAUCCUAAUGUACAAACGGCAACAGUUCUUGGAAACAUAGUUUGCCUGGUGACAGAUCAAUCCUUCGAGCUUGUAGACAUCCUUACGAGCGAAAGUAUUCCUCUUUUUCCUAUAAUCAAAAAUGAUUCAGAAAACCACGAACUCUCAUACAAGCCAAUGAUUGUCAGUCAAAAUAACGAAUUUCUAUUGAUUACAGGAAGUCCGAAAGAUGCCAUUGGACUUUUUGUUGACAUCAAUGGUAACGUUACUAAAAGCACUCUAACGUUUUCUUUCUAUCCUAAAGAUAUUGUUGCUACUUCUCAUUAUGUCUUUGCUCUAGCCCCUAAUAUGUUACAAAUAAUUGAUGCCAAGACUUUGCAAUUAGUUAAGAACAUCACUUUUGAUGUCGAAGAGGAAGCCUUGUCACUCAUUUCCUUUGCAGCCAAUACUUACUUUUGUGAUGAAAAAAUAUUGAGAAAACUCUUCACUACUUAUAGAUACGAAAAUCCGUCAGAGGAAUCUUCCUCCGCAAUGAUUGAGAAGUGCUGUUUAUUGAAGCCCGUUAUUUUGUUUGCAUCAAAAGACACAUGGGGUUUUGGCUCUGAAUCAUCUUAUUUUGAGAGAUUGGAAAUGAGCAUAACUUCCGGAGAAAUUGAAGCUCCCCUCCGUCGAAUGAGUAAACGCUUAAAAAGUCCUGAGAAGUAUCAUAUGGACCAUGAGGCGGCCAUUUUACAGUACACAUAUUUGGAGCAAAUGGCAGCUCUGCAAUACUGGAAACAAGGACAAUAUGAAAAUUCUUUGUCAUUACUUGAAACCUCAAAGGUUGAUCCAAGAGUAGUAAUCUCUUUAUAUCCUGAUGUAUAUGAUGACCGCAUUACCUAUAGUACUUUUCAAGGAAUACGAGAGUUUCUUGCAACUUUUUCUCCAGUAAAUCAAGCAAUUGUUUCUAUGCUAUCCUUAAAUGAUCUUUUUCGGGAGACAGAUGAAUAUACUCAGAAACAAAUGAUCGAGAUCACGAAGGAAAAUGCAUACAUUAUGCUGAUGCGCUACUUGAAAAACUAUAAACGAAACGUUAAUUUAUUCGAGUAUUUAAUUUCUUCGAAAAGUGACAUCGCUCUUGCUGUGGAUCAUGUAUUAUUGAAUUUAUAUUUGAGCAUGGAAGAUGUGGCAGAAGGAACCAAAAAUGCUGAAGAACUCAUAGAGUCUGGUCUGACAAACCCUGAUGACAUUAGACAUUUACUUUCUGAAAAACAAGAAAAUUACUUGCUGGCAAUACUAUUGAUGGGAAUGCAUAAAGAUUCUGAAACGUUAGAAUUGUGGAAAAAGCUGGUUUUAGGGGAAAUACAUGAUGAGCGAUCUCAAAAUGUGAUUACCAAAAUGCGAGUAUGUUUAAUGAAAGAUAUUGAUCUUUCUCUCUUUUGGAAGUAUGCGAACUGGUUAUGUUCUGAAAACACUGGCGAAGGAACUGGACUUUUGCUAGACAAAACGCGUUGUGGUUCUAUAUCAGGUGACGAUGUCUUAACUAAUCUAAGUACAUCAAACGAUAGUGUUUUAAUUGAGUACUUGGUCAAAUCAAAUUCAGUAGCACAUCAAGAAUUGAUAUUGGAGCUUUGCGUGAAUAAAUUACUAGAUGGCUUUGUGAGACAUGAAGAAUAUCGGUGCCGAUUAGAAGCUUUCAUUGAUGAUUAUCGAAGAUUCCCUUGUUUGGAAAGGCCGAUAUUUGCGCAGUAUGUGGCUACCCAGUUUGGUAAUAUGAAUGAUUGCGACAAUCAUCUCUCAUUUUAUUAUUUGUAUUCUAUUAGCUUGAUGGAAAACUUGGAUGAGGAAGCAAUUGAUAAUUUUGAACUUUUUCUACAAACUAAUUCUUCAAAACGACUCGGUCUAUUUCCUCAGCUACAGCAUACGUUUUGCCAUAAGAAGGGUAAGUAUGAGGAAGCAUUGACUGUUUUAAUAGAAUGCGUGAAUGAUUAUAAAGGCGCAGAAUUGUACUGUCAGAAAAUUGAAGAUGUAUACUCUACUUGUUGGAACACUCUCUUAAAAAGAAGCAUAUCCACCGGACCGUCAUGCAGUGUCUAUGUUCAAGAUUUGUUGCAUCGCAGAGCGUCAUAUUAUUCACUUUUGUUCGUGACCAGCACAAUUCCAGAUGAUUGGAAUCUCAGUUGCGUUGCAGACUAUUUGUGUGUCCUCCAAAGAAAGAAUGCACAGCGAUUACAUGAAUCUCACGUAAAGACUGCUUUGGUGAAAACUGUAUCAAGGCAAACAGAAUCAUUGUUUUUGGCCGUAAAUCGAAGAAAUGUUACAUUGAAGAAGCCACCAAAUCACAGCAAUUUCUAA